Callithrix jacchus (white-tufted-ear marmoset) is the source of this 672-nucleotide messenger RNA. It is a transcript of the gene ITLN2, whose product is annotated as intelectin 2. NCBI's taxonomy places the organism in Eukaryota, Metazoa, Chordata, Mammalia, Primates, Cebidae. Gene Ontology annotation, molecular function: oligosaccharide binding. The record is from RefSeq and is a predicted model, not a curated record.
AUGGUGUUAUCACAGACCUUCUGUGACAUGACCUCUGGGGGUGGCAGCUGGACCCUGGUGGCCAGCGUGCAUGAGAAUGACAUGCAUGGGAAGUGCACGGUGAGCAAUCACUGGUCUAGUCAGCAGGGCAACAAAGCAGACCACCCAGAGGGGAAUGGCAACUGGGCCAACUACACCUUUGGGUCUGCAGAGGCGGCCACAAGCAAUGACUGCAAGAUCCCUGGCUACUAUGACAUCCAGGCCAAGGACCUGGGCAUCUGGCAUGUGCCCAACAAGUCCCCCAUGCAGCACUGGAGAAACAGAGCCCUGCUGAGGUACCACACCAACACUGGCUUCUUCCAGAGCCUGGGACAUAAUCUGUUUGGCUUCUACCAGAAAUAUCCAGUGAAAUACGGAUUAGGGAAAUGUUGGAAUGACAAUGGCCCAGCCAUACCUGUGGUCUAUGACUUUGGUGAUGCUAAGAAGACUGCAUCUUAUUACACACCACAUGGUCAAUUGGAAUUUGUUGCAGGAUUUGUCCAGUUCAGGGUUUUUAAUAAUGAAAGAGCAGCCAAUGCCCCUUGUGCUGGGAUAAGAGUUACUGGCUGUAACACUGAGCCUGUGUUUUUGGGGCGAUCAGUGGCCCCUGCGUUUGCGUGCAUGUGCGCGUGCAUGCAGCUGCGUGGUGUGUAG